AUGCUUUCAUUUGCCUUGAAAACCGCUGCCAUCAUUGCAGCCUUGGCGAACGCUUCACCUCUCUCAAAGAGGCAGACGCCAGCUUGCACGACUAUUUCCCAGAGGGUUCCUUGGACCAAUCUGACCUCUGAGGAGAAGACCAGUUACAUCAAUGCGGACCUCUGCCUGAUCAAUGCCCCUUCGAAGACGGGCUUUGAAGGGGCUGUUUCCCGUUGGGAUGACCUCCAGUGGCCACAUGGAAGUUUCUACGCGUGCAUGACCAUAGAGAUUUCGAUAACUAAUAGCCGAAGUUACGUACACUCUGUUGGAGCCUUCCUUCCUUUCCACCGCUACUACAUGACGGUCCACGAGCGCGCUAUUCGCCAAGAGUGUGGUUACACCGGUCGCAUACCGUACUGGGAUGAAGUCAACGAGGUCUCCGAUUUGGCCGGAUCUGACCUAUGGAAGGACGAGUACUUUGGAGGAAAUGGAGUCGGGACAUCGAGAUGCGUUCAAGAUGGUCCGUUUGCAAGUCUGGUUUUGCGCUGGCAACUGAAUGGCCAAGUGGGAGAUCACUGCUUGACCCGCAACUUCAACCAGAAUUCUUUCAAUGCCGCAGCACAAUCCAAUAUUGAUCGCUGCAACGCGAUUGACUCAUUUACCGAGGCUCGUAGCUGCUGGGAAGGCAGUCCGCACUCGGCCGGCCACGGUGGUGUGGGCGGCAUCUUAUGGUGGGAGUGGCAGAAGCUGGACCCUGAGAAUCGUAUGUACGACAUGGCCGGGACGAAUCUUCCGGCUAGACUGGGCAAUGUGAACCAUGCCAUUGUCGAUUACUUCAAUGAUGGUGGCAAUCAGACAACUCUCAAUCAUACACUUUACAUGGACGGCCUGGCUGAAUUGGCACCUAAUAUCACCAUCAAUGAUAUCAUGGACCUUAAUGGCGAGGUAAUUUGUGCAGAAUACAUUAACGUCUAG
This is a messenger RNA of Pestalotiopsis fici W106-1, 954 nucleotides long. RefSeq lists its product as uncharacterized. The coding region runs from base 1 to 954 and encodes 317 amino acids. Gene Ontology annotation, molecular function: oxidoreductase activity. The transcript is spliced from 5 exons. Lineage: Eukaryota; Fungi; Ascomycota; Sordariomycetes; Amphisphaeriales; Sporocadaceae. The record is from RefSeq and is a predicted model, not a curated record.